Coniophora puteana RWD-64-598 SS2 is the source of this 1319-nucleotide messenger RNA. RefSeq lists its product as uncharacterized. The coding region runs from base 1 to 1236 and encodes 411 amino acids. Lineage: Eukaryota; Fungi; Basidiomycota; Agaricomycetes; Boletales; Coniophoraceae. The transcript is spliced from 8 exons. The record is from RefSeq and is a predicted model, not a curated record.
AUGCGUACUCGCACACAAUCCAAAAAUGAUGCAGAAGGGGCGCAACAGCACGCCUCGGACGCACAGACCCGCAAGCGCAAGAAUGGGUCUGACUCCUGCCCCUCCGGCGAUAUAGACGUUGAACCCAGGACGACACGGGCGGCGGCAAGAAAAAAGCAACGUCGGCUGCCGAGCAUCAUCGUUGUUUCCGACGAUGACGCUGACCCCAGCGCGGCGGUAAACGAUACCUCAGAUGGCAUUGAAAUUAUCGCUUACCCCGGAACAGACCAGGCACCGGAGAACGACGAAACAAGGUGGCUCCCACACACCCAGCUUGUUCGUUCAAAGUCAGAAAGCAAAGGUUGUCCGCUCCCGAUUCGCAGCCAAUCUCGAGAGAUACAGCGAGUCAUCACGGAUGGUCUGCGACUCGCUAGACGAUGGUUUGUUUUGGGUGGCGGUGACUGCGACUGGGUUACGAGGGCGAUCAAAGGUGACUUGACGGAAAGUUUCAUGAGUCCCUUCGCAUUUCAUGGCGCGGAUAUGGUGUAUCUUUCCGCCAUGAUCAGUGUUGCAAAGGAAAAUGGCCUUACUGACAGAGGAGACGUUGUCGAUCGACUUGAGAAUGGAUCCACCGACUACACUACGCCACUGAUCACUUUUGGUGCCGUACGCCUCAGAAAGUUCUGCACAGGCUUCAAAGCUGCUGUUCGACAUGUGGUCUACCGUUGUCUUAGGCUGAACUCUAUGACCAAGCGCGAGGUCUCUGCCCUGAUUGACCACAGCAACUAUAUCUAUCCUGCGGUUGAAAAGAAGUUUGAUAAAACCAAGCCGUUCGAAAGUGAAGUAUUAGCACAAGCUAUCAGGGCAGCAUUCUUUGUUCCCAAGACCUCGCAAAACCAAGGGGAACACUCGCUCGACUUGGGCUUGGUUCAUGGCGACAACUUGAUCUCAUCCGACAGGACACGACGAAACGAACUUGAGGUGUCUCCUGGCAUGCUACUGCUUGCAGCAGCCGCUGUUGCAGCCGUACUUAAUGACAAACUUGCCGGUGGAUCUUCAGAGUUUUCUGGGCCACAUUACGAUUCCCUGUUCAAGGAACACCUGGUUUUGCUCGCUACGCUACGGAAGCUUAAGCCAGUUGCUUACCACAGGCUAAUGCAUGGGAUUCUGAUGAAGUGCCGGAGUGAGAUGCCCAUCAUGUCUGGUCGAUCCAAUGCCCUCCUCAGCGAUGUGGAGUGGGAUUCGAUUGUUGGGUGAUCACAGAAGGGUAAAAGUGUAGCUAGGUCGUUUAUGAUGUGUUUAGCACGUACAUAUGACCCGACUGAGGUUUUAUUGAAAGC